Molecule: messenger RNA, 1093 nt
Organism: Polyodon spathula (Mississippi paddlefish)
Lineage: Eukaryota; Metazoa; Chordata; Actinopteri; Acipenseriformes; Polyodontidae
Product: rRNA 2'-O-methyltransferase fibrillarin-like
Exons: 5
Coding region: 1-459 (152 amino acids)
Biological process (GO): rRNA methylation; box C/D sno(s)RNA 3'-end processing
Cellular component (GO): Cajal body; nucleolus; box C/D methylation guide snoRNP complex
Molecular function (GO): rRNA methyltransferase activity; histone H2AQ104 methyltransferase activity; RNA binding
Source: RefSeq, a predicted model, not a curated record
AUGCUGACUGCGAUCAACUUGAAUAAACAGACGCUAGACGAGGAGGGGCUGGUGUACGCAGUGGAGUUCUCUCACAGGUCUGGCAGAGACCUCCUCAACGUGGCCAAGAAGAGAACCAACAUCAUCCCCAUCAUUGAAGAUGCCCGACACCCACACAAGUACAGGAUGCUCGUGGGCAUGGUGGAUGUGAUCUUCGCGGACGUUGCUCAGCCUGACCAGACCAGGAUCGUCGCCCUCAAUGCGCACAACUUCCUGAAGAACGGAGGCCACUUCGUCAUCUCCAUCAAGGCGAACUGUAUCGACUCGACUGCAGCCCCGGAAGCAGUGUUUGCGGCUGAGGUGAAGAAGAUGACUCAGGAGAACAUGAAGCCCCAGGAGCAGCUCACGCUGGAGCCCUACGAGAGGGACCACGCUGUGGUCGUGGGAGUCUACAGGCCACCACCUAAGCAGAAGAAAUGAAGCUCCUGAAAAAAAAAAAAAAAAAAAAACGUUAUGAACUUUAAACCCUGGCGCUGCCAGCGCUCCCCUGGCACGGAGACCAUAAGGAGGGAGGGGUGGCAUCACUGACCCGUUUGGAAACUCGGGAGGUGCCAAAAAUGGACCGUUUUCAGGGCUAGCGGUGUCACCCUGGCCUUUAAUUUCUUUUCCCUUCACGUAUAUAAGACAUUUAGGAUUGUUGAUAUUUUUUAAUUUAAUAAAGAAAGCCACUAAAAGUACAAUUUUGUAAACAGUUAUGGAAAUUUUUUUAGUUAGAUUCUUUUUCAUUGUAAGUGAUUUUAAUGUUGUUUUUUCAUGCUUUGCCUACCAGGACCUGAAUUAAAUCCAAUUCUAUGGCGGGUGCUGUAUUUUUAUAAUUAUGGCGGGCGCCAUAAUAUUGAUUAAACCCAGGCCCUUGUGUCUGCUUUAGAUAAGACUUUACUCUUCAAUUAAAAGUGAUGAAUGACCAGUUUAGAGUUAGACUACUCUUAAGGAAGCUGGCAAGCUGAAUGACUGGAGAGAGGAAAGAAUUGGGAUUUUGCAACAUGUUCAUGUCCUGAUCAUUUGUAUGCUGUAUUGUUUUUUGUUUUAUUUUUUAUUAAAAUAACUAAACUUG